Bombyx mandarina (wild silkworm) is the source of this 1509-nucleotide messenger RNA. RefSeq lists its product as uncharacterized. Lineage: Eukaryota; Metazoa; Arthropoda; Insecta; Lepidoptera; Bombycidae. The record is from RefSeq and is a predicted model, not a curated record.
AUGACAAUGUUAGCCUUUGUACUGGUGGGAUUGAUCACCACCAUCAGCGCUGGACCAUCAAACGACUCUUUCAAGGAUCAGUACUGCACGGACCCGAGGACAAUGCAGAAGCACGCCGCGUAUUCAGAGUGGGCUGACGCGUACUCUUGCACGAGGCACCGCUGUCAGCCCGGGGGUAGGAACCUCGCUAUCUACACGGUCGGUUGCAAGCGCGUGGAAGCCCCAGAGUCGGCGAUAGAAUGCGAGGAAGUCGUCGAAGAUACAAACAUGCAGUUCCCUUUUUGCUGCACAAGACUUAGAUGUCUUGUAGUUGUGCGGGGUGAAGUGUGGACCAGAGUCCUGGGGCAGCCGUGGGAAACGCUCCCAGCGGCCCCCUGGAGCCACAUGUACAAGAUGAAGAAACCUCCGCCGGGCGAUACCAGCUUCUUGAACAAAGAGGCAGAGCAGAAAGGCCCAGUGUAUGAACUAUCAGAGCAGGACGCCCCGAAACACGAGCAAGUUCUGAGAUCUGAAAAGAGAACCACCGAGGAUCCGAACUGCAAGGAAGCAGUGCUCAGAUCCGCUCCCACGCCGGAUAUCGUGAUAGCACUAUCUACGAACAAUGAUGAGAAGGAACCGAAAAGGGAUAUUGAAAGGCGAAAACGCGUCCAUGAGGUUCCCGACGAAGAAAGAAACGAACCAGAGAAUCAAGACAUCGAAGAAUUACCAGCUUCCACAGAUAAGCCCCUCGGGAAUUCGGACGAAGCUUACAACAGCAACACAGAUGCAAUGACAAAAAAGCCUAAAACAAAAAUUCAGAACCAGGUAACCUGGACAGAGAUACCUCCCAAUCAGUGGACGGAGCGCGAUCCCUCGAUGGAUGCAGAGAAUGUCAAGGAUGUGCAAGAGGAGAAAAAAGAGGUGAAAUCAUCGAACCUCCAAGCGUUAGUAGACGCUAUCGGUACUAGAAUGAGAGAUAUUGAGACUGUGGUGCAGAAGAUGAGCCAGAAGGUACAGCAGGUCAAGCCCGAAGACGCAGUGGCCAGCUCAGAGAAGAGGUCUGACGAAGGAAAGCGUCACGAAAGAAAAGAGCACGAAAAAAAUUACGAUGAACUGAAAAAGCCAAGCCCUGAUGGAGACCACUAUAAAAGGUUUGUAGUUAGCUCUCACAGCAAGUACUUGCAUGGUGCUGAUGGAGUCACAGAGAAGCCCUUGUAUAUUGAGGACAAUACGAAUGGGUACUACAGUGAUGCGAGCAACAGCGUUAUCAGAAGGGUAAAUGUGCCAAAGGAACCCUCUCCUACCUAUAUGGCUCCGGUGGAAACACGCAGAAAAUCUAUCCACGCGGUUCCGGAAAAUUCCGAAGAAGUCGGGAAGAAGCGCAAGAAACACUCGCACAAAAAGAAGGGGAAAGGUAAAAGCCACAAGAAGCACCGGAAAGACGAAAAGAGACGAAGAUAUAACAGAAUUUCCUCUGAAGUUGAUAAGAAUGUUGUUUCAUUAGAAGACAAUAGUGCUAAUAAAAAAUAA